GGUAUAUUCAAUGCAAGGUCGUUGUAAAUGUGCUCAGCUAGUUUUCCGUGUUCUUCCAAUUUCAAUAUUUCUGUCGAUUUUACUUUAGGUUUUUUUGACACUAAGAUGGUGUGGUGUUUUCCGGUGUCAUUAUGUGGGAUCUGUACGACUAUAUUUUGUAGUUGUUGGUAACUUACGUGCUUAUAUGGCUCAAAAAUGAUUAAUAAACCGAAUAUUUCCAUUGAUAAUUCAUGCUGUCCAUCACUCGAAGAACAGCGGAGGAGAUUCGAAAGUACUCAGCUAAAAUUACAAAUGCUAUCACGAAAAACAGAAGAAAUUCAUAUUGAUGACUAUAUUAAGAAGCUUGCAAUGGACAAUUCUUUUAUUACAAACAAACAUGUUGAUACUUCAUCUGUUUCCAAGGCCAAAGCAAAUUUACCUGGACCUAUUCAUGCUCGCAUUUCUACUCAAACUCUGCCUAGUCGUACUGGUAACUUCUCAGACCAGAUCUCUGGUGUAUCUCCAACUGAGCCAGUGUAUGAAAACUCAUCGCAUUUACUUGAUUUCCCAGAGGUUGGGUAUAUGAAUACUGCAAACUCAUUCUCAGCAGCCACUUCUUUAAGGAAACCUUCUUGGUUGAUGGAUCUCUCUUCUUUGCCACCAAUUUAUGGCAGUGCUAUUCGUGCUGCUACAACGAGUCAUGGUCUUGACAGUUCAAUAAUUUACGAGAUAUUUCGAUCGUCCAAUUUGAGCACAGAAGCAUUGUAUCAUAUUUGGUCACUUACAAGCUGCACUCAACCUGGUUGGUUUACACUGACUGAGUUAGUGACUGCCUUAGCUUUAAUUGGCCUUACGCAACGUAAGCAAUGGGAAUCCCAAUCACGCGCCCUUUCUGAGACUAUUACUAUCCAAUCACUGUACGAGCAAAUAUGUCCACCUGUCCCUAUGAUACAAAUCCCUAACUCCAGUAGGCCGUUUAAUUCUACAGACAUUAUAUUUGGACAGGAGUCAGUUGGCUAUGAAAAUCCCCCAACUAGUUUUCGAGGUUCAGCAGUCACAGAUUUUUCAAAGUUUGAAUUUCAGCCUCCCACCGUAGCCUUUUCUGCAUUUUCCGACCGUUUGGAUUCUGGUUCUUGUCACCAAUUCGCUCAGUCAUUUACAGACUCCAGUACAUUAAAUGAUUCAGUUUCCAAGAUAACAGAUCCUUUCAUGCAUUUCAUUUCAUCAGGAACCUUAUCCACAGACGAUCCUGAGUGGUCUGACUUCACUUCCUGUAAUACUUCUAUUAAACAACCAGAGCGUGAUAAUAAUAAAAAUAUCCCGAAAAGUUAUACUGAGGCUGGUGUUAAUGAACAGAAAAUAUCAACUAUAAGUGCUCGCAAUUGCUUAUUAGAUGAAGAGUUUGGAGAUUUUCAAACUAGUCAUUCCAUUGGUGACACAAAGCCUAUCGAAAUUCUUGGUGAAUUUCUUACCUCAAAUUCAUCAGCUACAGAGAGUAAUAAAACUGUAUUAAAAUUACCAUUGCAGGAAAAUGUUUAUGAUGACGAACAGCAUAAGAUCAAUUCUAUGGAAUGUUUAUGCGAACAAUGGCUUCGUUGUUUAACUGAUUGCCUGAAAGUAUUUAAUGAUUCAUUGUCAGUUUUAUCUUCUCUUGAAAAUAUGAAAGAUCAGUUGGAAUUUGCAGAAAGUGACGAAGGAUGUGAUUUUUUAUUGGAUGCCACUGAAGUUUAUUUGAUGACAAGACGCAUUAGCAUUUCAGCCAAAAAGUAUAAUAUAAUUAAUCGAUCUAUGCAUCAACUAUUUUCAGAUAUUGAAAAUUCAUUUCGGAAAUUGUCGUCGUAUGCUGUUGCAACUGAUGUAAAGGGUAAAGUUGAUCAGGCUUUAAAGUCGGUUUCAACAUCAGAAAGUGAAUAUGUAAUUCAAGAUUUUAUGAAUUCAACCUCGUUCUCAUAUUGUGGAGUUUGCCUUUCAUCAAUCAACUUAUUUAAUGUUCAGUGUAAUAAUAAUAAUGAUAGUAAUGAUUCAUCUAGUUUUUCUGAACAUUAUUCAGCAUUUAUUAAUCUAGCUGGUUGUUACUAUCAUAUAUCAUGUGCUAAUUUCUGGAUAAAUCGUGUUGAUCCAUGUUUACCUGCGCUUAAAAUACCAUUAUAA
Schistosoma turkestanicum is the source of this 2130-nucleotide messenger RNA. The record is from the annotation of a GenBank genome assembly. NCBI's taxonomy places the organism in Eukaryota, Metazoa, Platyhelminthes, Trematoda, Strigeidida, Schistosomatidae.